Molecule: messenger RNA, 2168 nt
Organism: Scomber scombrus (Atlantic mackerel)
Lineage: Eukaryota; Metazoa; Chordata; Actinopteri; Scombriformes; Scombridae
Exons: 4
Coding region: 30-1625 (531 amino acids)
Source: RefSeq, a predicted model, not a curated record
GAGGAGAGAAAUAUUUCAGUGUGCUCAAUAUGGCCAACACCAGGUUCCUGCAGUUUCGGAGUUUUAUAACCCAGAGGUUUACGACCGCGACUGUGGAGAUAUUUGAAGAAGUUGAAAGUAUUGUGGAGGAGAUCUGCGAGGAAAACAAACGACUGCAGAACAUCUUGCACAUGGUGCUAAACCCAGAAAUAAGGUUACGCAGGAUAGAUGACGGAGAGCAGCCCCCUGAGCUGAACACUGAUGUGGACCUGGAAACAUCAGAGCCAUUGCCUAUACCUAAAGAGGAACCAAGUGAAUGUGACAUAAGUUGGGGAACAGAGCCACAUGAAGGUCCGAGGGAAGCCGAUAACUUCAUUAACCCAGAUUGUAAAAAAAAUGACCCAGAUGUAAAAGACUCCUUCCAGACUCCAGUGGUGGAGUAUCAACCCACCUCCUCAGCCUCUGUCUCAGCAAAUAAUGACAUUGACAAGGCCUCUGGAGACUUAGUCUCUGCCACAGAUUGUCUUCAGCUGUCCAUGGGUGAAGAAAGCACAUAUGAAGAUCCAGGACCUAAAAAUAAGAAGUCAUCAAAGAAAAAGAAGAAGUCAAAGCGCCCCCUGCAGAAAACUCUGCUAGAAUUUCCAAGGAUGAUGCCUUACAAAUCUUUCAUUGCUGCACCAACCGACUGCCAGUCUUUUCCUGCAAGACUCACUGAAGCCUACAAGGACAUUCCUGAUGGCAAGAAGCCUCUGAUAACCCGGAUGGGUCUCACAGAGAAUGUGGAGUUAGUAGACUGUGCUUUUGGUAAAGUCCCUAAAGGUUGCCCCCUGUCCUACCAGUGCCCUGUACCAUCAAGUCAGGAUUUCAAAAUGCAGGAUGAUGCUCCUUCUCGCCCGCUGCUUCCCAUGACUUGUCAUAGACUGGAACAAAUAUUGUCUCUUCCUACUCUCAGUAUCAAGGAGCAGGAGCAUUUAAACGUCCUGGAGAUCACUUGGGAAGAAGCCCACAGUCUGGAGCAAGCUACAUGUGAACACAAGGAGUCCAUAGAGGAGUUGAGGAAGCUGCACUUGACAACACGUUUCAGGGAGAUCUGCAAACUUAAACCAGGACAGAGUCAUUUAGAGCACCUGAUAUUCAAAAUACGAAAAGGAUUUGCGAAGUGCAAGACAACAGAGAUAGAGGAGGAAAUGAAGACUGAAGCACUUCGGAAAUACUGUCAGUAUUUGUGUGUCAACUGGUACCCCUGCGGGUUGGUUGUCCACCCGAAUGCUCCGUGGUUGGGGGCAGUGCCUGACGGGUUAGUGUACGACCCUAAAGAGAAACCCUGUUUUGGGCUGGUGCAUUUGAAAUGUACCACCCUCCGCAGCUUCAUCGAAUGCACUUUCCUGAAGUGUAAGGAUGGAGUCUUGCACCUGAAGAAGUCCCACUCAUGCUAUUGGCACAUCCAAGGUGAGAUGAUGGUGACAGGCACGUUGUGGAGUGAUUUGGUGGUCUUCUCUGGGGAAGACAUACUGGUUCAGCGUAUCUACAGAGAUGCACCAUUCACCAUCAAUCUCAUGAAGAGAAAGUUAGAUGACUUCUUUUUCUAUUGUUACCUUCCAAGUUUGUUCCGUACUAAGAAUACUGAAAUUGGUGUCACAACUUGAGUUUUUGUGGUAUCGUCACCCUGCUGUCUUACACCACAUGCUGUUCCCCUCUGGCGGAUGGUUUUGAGUUGACCAAAGGUGCCUGACUGAAGAGAUUAUUUUCAUUUUUGAUGUGCUGAUCAUUUACUUGACUGUUUGAUUAACCCUUUGGUCUACAAAAUGUCAGAAAUGAGUGAAACAUGUUCACCUACGAGCCCAACAGACAUUUAAUAUUGCUUGUUUUGACUGAAAUAGUUGUCUGAGAUAUUCAGUUUACUAAAAUACAAGAAAACCAGCAAAUGUAAACAUUUGAGAAGGUGGAACCACCAAGUGACCAUCUGGCAUUUUCUUUUAAAAAUAUUGAAAUGAUUGAUAAGUUAUCAGGUUUGUUUCUGUAGAUAAGUUAAUUGUUCAAAUACGAUUUUAAUUGUAUGCUAAAGUAUAAGAAGUACCACAAGUUCAAAAGUUGAUUCAAUUGAGUUCUGGGCAGAAGAACAACCGGUAAAUCCAGUAAUUAUAUUACUGCAGAGCACGACUUCGAGCAGAAGAUUUGAAUGUUCAGAA